UGAUUAUCUCAUAUGGAUGUGCCAUACCCGGUACAUGAUACUAAGUAGCUCAAUAGAGCAGCUUCACCUAGGUAGCUAGCUAGUUGUAUGAGAAGCUCGCAGCUAUCGUUUAAUUAUUCCAUGUUGUUGUUGUUGUUGUUGUCGUCGAACAAUCUGUUCUAAUGCUUUACCCGAUACUUUUCGCCGUCAUUUCUGGGUUCUUUGCUCGCAAUGGCGUCUUCAUCCGCGGCGAAUGGCAUCUUUAUGUUCCACAGAUCGUAGCUGUCCACUUUCUAUUAUGGCUAGGCACGGUAGGUCUCGUGUACCAAGCCCGUAGCUUCGUUUCCGUUGGCGGAGCUUUUCGGCAGGCUUCCAUUAUAGCGGCGUCAUAUUUCACUGCGAUGUUUACUAGCAUGGCAAUUUAUCGCUUGUUCUUCCACCGUCUAUCUAAGUUCCCAGGACCAAACCUUGCUGCUGUCACUAAGCUAUGGCACGUGUUUAAGAUUCGACACUCGACAAAUCACUUGUGGUUGAAAGAGCUGCAUGAGAAGUAUGGAAGUGUCAUACGAACAGAUAUGCUGAAGCCAAGGAGCUCUGCUGUCUUCACUCGGAAUGAACAGGAGCACAAAGAUGGUCGUAGGGCCUGGGUACAGGCAAUCUCCGGGAAAACCAUGAAUUUGUUUAGCUCGUGUAUUUUCUAACAUGUGCAAGAGCUAUGCGAACGUUUCCGUGGGUUUGGUGGUACUCGGCCAGUCCACAUAGACGAACAAGUGUCUCGGUUCACUUUUGAUGUAGUUGGAGACAUAUUAUUCAACCAGGACUGGUUUAAGAUGGUUG
Daldinia decipiens is the source of this 816-nucleotide messenger RNA. RefSeq lists its product as uncharacterized. Gene Ontology annotation, molecular function: monooxygenase activity; iron ion binding; oxidoreductase activity, acting on paired donors, with incorporation or reduction of molecular oxygen. The transcript has 3 exons. Bases 162 to 680 code for a protein of 172 amino acids. NCBI's taxonomy places the organism in Eukaryota, Fungi, Ascomycota, Sordariomycetes, Xylariales, Hypoxylaceae. The record is from RefSeq and is a predicted model, not a curated record.